AUGAAUUUCUUGUCUCUUUCUACUACCAACUCCCAAGUGGGGUUCCAGAUUCCAUCUUCUUCAAUGGAACAAACCAAUAAAAGUUUGAUCUUAGAGCCACUACAAACCAGGGGAACCAAAAAUGGGCACACUAAGCUUUGCUGUAGAGGCCAUUGGAGACCGGCAGAAGAUGCAAUGCUAAAAGAUCUUGUAGCUCGAUAUGGUCCUCAAAACUGGAACUUGAUAGCUGAAAAUCUUGAAGGGAGAUCAGGAAAAAGUUGUAGAUUAAGAUGGUUCAACCAGCUAAAUCCAAGGAUCAAUAGGAGGGCAUUCAGUGAAGAAGAAGAAGAGAGGCUUUUAGCUGCAAACAAAGUGUAUGGAAACAAAUGGGCAAUGAUUGCCAGACUGUUCCCUGGUAGAACUGAUAACGCAGUGAAGAACCAUUGGCAUGUGAUCAUGGCCAGGAAACAUAGAGAGCAAUCAAGCAUUUGUAGGAGGAGAAAGCCUUCUUCUUUAGCCAUCACUGCUCAGGCUGAUGACAGCACCGACCAAUCAACCAUUUCAUCAGCCUCUACUUGCACUGAUCUAGCACUCACCCCUUCUUCAUCAGCCAAAUUAACCCAUCAAUUCUUCACCACUUUUAGUCCAAUGGGUUCAUCAGGUGGAAAAGUGAAGGUGUGUUACCAACAAGGAGGAGCAAUGGGAGUAGGUAUGGGUGUGGACCAAUAUGCUAACUCAUCAGAUUCUAACUCAGAAGUUUCUGCAACUGAGUCAGUGGGCACAAAUAGGACCAACCAACCCAAAACUGCAAAUGGAGAUUUGAAGAUCAACAACAUAUCCUUCAUUGAUUUCCUUGGAGUAGGAGCUUCUUGAAAUAGCAACCAUGGAGUUCUGGUUUU
This is a messenger RNA of Hibiscus syriacus, 878 nucleotides long. Its product is annotated as transcription factor CSA-like. The transcript has 3 exons. Gene Ontology annotation, molecular function: DNA-binding transcription factor activity, RNA polymerase II-specific; RNA polymerase II cis-regulatory region sequence-specific DNA binding. Gene Ontology annotation, biological process: regulation of DNA-templated transcription. Lineage: Eukaryota; Viridiplantae; Streptophyta; Magnoliopsida; Malvales; Malvaceae. The coding region runs from base 1 to 852 and encodes 283 amino acids. The record is from RefSeq and is a predicted model, not a curated record. Gene Ontology annotation, cellular component: nucleus.